Cucurbitaria berberidis CBS 394.84 is the source of this 747-nucleotide messenger RNA. RefSeq lists its product as uncharacterized. The record is from RefSeq and is a predicted model, not a curated record. NCBI's taxonomy places the organism in Eukaryota, Fungi, Ascomycota, Dothideomycetes, Pleosporales, Cucurbitariaceae. The coding region runs from base 95 to 703 and encodes 202 amino acids. The transcript has 3 exons.
CUUGCUACUGUCAAGCGUACUCUUUCAUACCUUCAUACUCACCACUAAAAACCACCUCACAACCAUAAAUACAGCAGCAGCAACAACAACAACAAUGACUGGCCCCCUCCCCCCCGUCCCACACCCCAUCGGCAUAUUCCCGCAAUUCCUCGCCGCCAGCCCAGCGGGCGAAACGCUCGUGCUCAAGGAGAAGAUCCUCUCCCUGAGCGGCGACAGCUUCGACAUCAAGCUAGCCAACGGGACGCCGAUUCUCAAAGUCGAAGGCAAAGUCCUGUCGAUUUCGGGAAAGAAAAAAGUCUACGAUAUGAGCGGCAGGCAUCUAUUUAGUAUUGGGCGGGAGCUGUUCCAUCCGGUGCAUACUACAUUCAAGGUGGAGAGUGUGGAUGGGGGGAAAGUGGUUGAGGUGAAGAAUGCGUGGAAAUUCAUCGGCAGCAAGGCCACAGCGACGUUCACCUCGCACGACGGCAAGGCAGAAACGCUCGGGAUGAAGGGCAAUUUCUUCGAUACCACGGCUGAUAUCACGGAUGAGACGCAGGGCGGCAUUGUAGUAGCACGCGUAAAUCGCAAGCUCUUCACGGGCAAGGAAAUCUUCUUCGGGCAGCAAACGUACGGCGUGCAAGUUGCGCCGGGAGUCGACAUGGCGCUGAUAGCAGCAUUGUGCAUCUGUCUAGACGAGAAGAAUAACGAGAGAAAACUCUAUUAGAUUAGUUGGAAGACUUUAUCUCCAAAUUAGAUUCCCUAUAACAG